UUAUUGCUCCAGCUACCGAUGCAAUCUGGCUAGUUUAGGUAGUCCUGCUGACUCAGGGACAAGCUAAAGGAAACCAGUGCAAACGACUGCAAGAGGAGAGAAGUUCACUCUGUCAGUGUUUCUACAUCCUAAGCAGCCCAGAUCAUAAUCCAAAGAACAUCUUUCAAGACAGAUCUACACUCUGAGACAAUGCAGCUGAAUCUUCCUCUCCUUUCUCUUUGCCUUCUUGGCACAGUCAUCCUGUGUGGAGGGCAGACACAGCCCACAGAGGCCCCUGCUCCAACAACCCCUGCUCCACCAACCCCUGCUCCAGCAACCACUGUAACUGUUCCAACCAGCCCUACUGUAACUGAUCCAGCAACCACUGUAACUGUUCCAACCACCCCUACUGGAACUGUUCCAACCACCCCUACUGGAACUGUUCCAACCACCCCUACUGGAACUGCUACAACCACCCCUACUGGAACUGCUACAACCACCACUGCUGGAACUGGUACAACCACUGCUUCAUCAGGAGAGCUCUCAUCUGGUGCUAUAGCCGGUAUUGCCAUCGGCUCCAUCGCUGGAGUGGCUGCUGUUGGUGGUGGUAUCUUUGGUGGGCUGAAGUACUUUAAGAGGAUCUGAGCCUAGUCAAAUCCUGACCUGUUCAACUGGACAAUGAAAAGACCUUAAUGUCUGAAAGGCUCAUAUCAGAAUAAAACAAGAUUAAUUGAAAAUACUGACAUGGGCCAAGAGGAAGACAUUAAAGGGAAUUCGACGACUUUGUUAAUUUGAUUGUGAGGAAAUAAUCUUAAAUUGAUCUGAUGACUUUCUGUUGUAUUUUAUAUAUAUUAUAUUUUUGGUCAUGUUAUUUUCUUCAUUGGAAGAAAAGGGUGCCUUUAGAUUAAAUAGAAUGGAGAGUCCUUUUCUAAUGCAUUAAAUGUAAUUAAACAGAGCUUUUGAUUCAAUAAAUACAUUUCCCUUAAUGUAUUUACAUCUAAUAACUUUGUUAUUUUGUAUUUCAAUAUACAGGGUAGCUAAAUAAUAAGCUAGAUUUCUUAAUAACUUUUUUUUUUUUAUAGAUGGUAGUCUAUAGUGUGUGUGAAGCACGUGCAGCCUUUGAGAUUUCAGAGAAAAAUGUAAUUGUCGCCUCAGAGCCACUGUAAUACAGAUAAUACUGAAAAAUACUAUCUUUCUGGUCUUCUUUAAAAAAAUAUAUUUCUUCAGACAUUCUUUUCAACUGAGUAUUUUUGUCGACUGUUUUCUUAUUGACUGGGCUUGAAGAAAAAUGCUUUGUAAUCAAUCCAUACAUUUAAUAAAUAACUGUUUUCCC
This is a messenger RNA of Anoplopoma fimbria (sablefish), 1312 nucleotides long. Its product is annotated as integumentary mucin C.1-like. The transcript has 4 exons. The record is from RefSeq and is a predicted model, not a curated record. Bases 190 to 624 code for a protein of 144 amino acids. NCBI's taxonomy places the organism in Eukaryota, Metazoa, Chordata, Actinopteri, Perciformes, Anoplopomatidae.